This is a messenger RNA of Mytilus trossulus (common blue mussel), 2704 nucleotides long. RefSeq names its product E3 ubiquitin-protein ligase TRIM45-like. The transcript is spliced from 2 exons. Bases 457 to 1782 code for a protein of 441 amino acids. The record is from RefSeq and is a predicted model, not a curated record. Gene Ontology annotation, molecular function: zinc ion binding. NCBI's taxonomy places the organism in Eukaryota, Metazoa, Mollusca, Bivalvia, Mytilida, Mytilidae.
ACUUCGAUUACUCCCUAUACAAUUAUUUCAAAUCUAGCCGCAAAAGUAUUGUAAAUAUGUCUGGGAUGAUAAUUGUAAAAUUUUCUAUUUUGUAACGUUUCGGUUCUCAUAUUGUACAAAAAUAAGAAUCUGACUUCAUGGUUUUAAUAUGGCUCGCAUAAAUACGAUGUGCGAACGUUAAAAAGUGAAGAUAGUGAAAUGAGAAACACAAAGGAUAGGCCUAAGGGAAAUAUUUUUGUGUUACAUUGGACUUUUUCUAGAUAUAUCCAUUCAUAUCAUCUUUAAUUGAGGCGGGUCAACGACAUACAAAUGAAAAUAGGUGAACUUAAUGUUAAUUUCAACCUUAAAGAAUAUGAAGUACACAAAAGAUUUACUGUACACAGUGUGGUGUCUGAGCAAUACACAAAUCAAUACUAAGGUUGUUUGUUGAUGGAUUUAUAAGUAAGAUAAACGAAAAUGAUGGAAGAAGAUAAGAUAGAGCGACUGAGAGAAAGAAUUCUCCAGUGUCCAAUUUGUAUGGACGAAUACAACGACCCAAGGAUCCUACCAUGCCAUCAUUCUGUUUGUUUUCAGUGCCUACAAGAUUUCGUUCGGCACUCUUCAUCUUCUGGUCGGCUAUUUAGGUGUCCACAAUGCCGGUCAGAUAUAUGUGUUCCGAGGGGAGGAAUCAAAGAUUUCCCGCCAAACUUUUAUGUCAACUGUAUACAGGAUGAACUUGGUUCUAAACCUUACUUUAGUACGUGUAACGUGUGUGAACGUGAUUGGUUGGUUUCUCAGUACAGAUGUGUGGAUUGUGAUAUCGAUAUAUGUAAAUUCUGUAUCCACGAACACAAACUGUUCAAACAUGAUCCCUCCAAAACUCUCAAUAUCAUGCGUAUUGAAACUGGAAACAUGGGCACGGGCAUGUCUUCUCAAAAACAGUGCACUGAACAUUCGGAACAUAUUCUGAGUAUGUUUUGCUCCAGUUGUAACAUUGCUGUCUGUAUAGAUUGUAUCCUUCAGUCACACAAAUCACAUGAUACAUGUACACUGGGUAAAAAACUAGAACAUGCAAGAGAGUUCCUACAAAAAGAAAUGGACUCUCUGAACACGUCUGUUCGAUCAGUGAAGAAUACAGUCGAGGAGUUGGACAAGUUGUCGACAGACAUUAAAGAUAACACCACACACUGCAUUAAGGAUGUUCGGAAACAAGCACGGGACUUAACAAACACAAUAGACCAAAUCGCUGAACAACAAGUGAAAGUUAUGACAACGAUCGAACUUGAAAAUUUAAUGCCCAUUAAUAACUAUAAGAAAUCUUUGAAUGACUUUACGGACAAGGCUCAUUCUGUUUGUCGGUUUUUAGAGGAUCUACAGGAGGACGAUAUGAGUUUGGAACUUCUCGAGUGUUACGCUCAGUACAAAAAAAAUGUAGAUGCAAUACGAGAAUCAAUUCAUAAUAAGAAUAUCUCUGUUAAAAAGUUCACGUUCAAUCCUGGUAAAUUAUAUUCCUGGAAGGAUAUUAAUGUUUUCAGAUUCGGAAGAACAAAAACAGAACCAAACGAAAAAAUGUUCUUGCAUGUGCCUUCGGAACCGAGAAGAACAAUUCGUGGCACAUUAAAGUCCAUAUUUUCUAUACAAAACAUUAUUCUAGUCUUAGUGCCAACAUUUAUGCUGAUAACAAUAAGUAGAAUAUGUGCCUUAAUGUCCGACGAAACAGACAACUUUCCAGACGCAAUCUGUGGCUUAUUUUUAUUUCUAUAUAUAUCACUUUCUGCUGCUGUCUCUUAUGUUAAAGGAUAAUUAAGACCAUCAAACUGGUGCAAGAAAUCUAUUGUCUUUGAGGUUCUCUAAUGAGGUUUUAAACAAAUUUAAUUUAAUGUGUUCCAUUUAUAAGAGCUAACUCUACAUUACAUAUAUUUGUUUACAUGUCAAAUGCAUUUAUAUUUAAACUUAUAUGCCUUGAUGAAAGGACAUAUGCAAUUACCUGUUGAUAAUAUACAUGUACAGUAAUGCAUAAUUUGUCUUACCACCAAGAGUUUCCCCCAUGUAUAAUAAUUGAUAUGUGUUUUUGCUUAUGCCAGUUUGGGAUUGACACAUCUUUGAGUUAUAUAAAAACUUUCGUUCCCGAGCUGGUUAAUAACACACAAUGUUCACUGGUAUAGCUAUAUUACCCAUUGUUGUCUCUGAAUUGAUAGAAGCAGUUAUAUAUUUCUUCAAAGCUUUAGGGUCCAAUAGGGCUUGGUGAAUAUCGUUUUUUCACUAAACAAGUUUGUGUUAAGAAAAACUAUUCAAUUUUACAAUACCUUAUAUAGACUACGCAGAUUGUUAUUUAUAUUUGUGGGCAUUUAUCGUAUGUUGGGCUUUCAUGCUAAAUUCUAUUUAAAAUAUAUUUACAUACACAUGACAUAUGUGACUCUGGUGUUUUAUUAAUCUUUUGUGCUUCCGAGGGUGCUGUCAAAUACCCAAACAUUUUUCUGCGAAAGAGUCCAGGGUCAUAUUAAUUAAGAAGACACAUGUUUCAAAUAUAUGCCCUUUUGAAGAGCAAACCUAAACGAAAGGUAAAACUUAAAGAGAGCCUCACAUUUCGUCCAAUAUUCUCAGUAGAUGCUGAUAAUUUUCGUUUUAUACAUACAUUUGCAACUGCGUUUGCUAUUUAUUUCUUUGCAAGAAUAAAAUGACUGAAUGAAUAUAUUAAAUGGCUUUACUUUACCAUAUUUACGUA